Messenger RNA from Rotaria sordida, 228 nucleotides. The record is from the annotation of a GenBank genome assembly. NCBI's taxonomy places the organism in Eukaryota, Metazoa, Rotifera, Eurotatoria, Philodinida, Philodinidae.
AUGUUAGAAUUUCAAAGAACAUUCGUUUUUGGUGCUGAUGAAUUUGAGGAUUAUCGUUGUAAAUGUGUUUGUCCAUCAUUAACUGUUUUACAAGAUCCAUCAGUAAAUGAAACAAAUCGUCAUAUUUAUAUUGAUAUUGUUCCACCAGAUAAUUGUACAUGUUAUCGUGUUGUAUUUCAUACUAUAAACGCAACACAAAAUUUUCAAGACCGUUUUUGUCCAAGGUAA